AUGAACGACCUCAAUCGCAGGCCGAAAACGUUUGUGCUAUGUUUCGAUGGGACAGGGAACAAAUUCUCUGGAACAGAUGAGGACAGCAAUAUUCUCAAAAUUUAUCGCAUGUUGGAUAGGAGCGACGACCAGUUAUUUACCUAUUAUCAGCCGGGAAUCGGCACCUAUAUCAGCUCGGGGGAUCUUGAUCAUACGUCCAUAACCGACCGAAUUGGCUCGUGGUACUCCAAAGCCAAGGACUCGGCUAUUGGGACGUCGUUUGCAGAUCAUGUUAUGGGAGGAUACAAAUUCUUGAUGCGCUAUUACAACCCAGGUGAUGACAUAUAUAUGUUUGGAUUCUCCCGUGGGAGCUAUAUAGCUCGUUUCUUGUCUGAAAUGGUAGACCACGUGGGCUUACUCAGUGCAGGAAAUGAGGAGAUGGCACGCUUCGCUUGGAAGACAUUCAGCAAGUGGCAAUCGAGGAGAGGUGGUAGUGGCGCAGAGAACAAGAAAGAAGAGAAGGAGCUGUAUGAGUUCAUGAGCAAUUUCAGAGAAACAUUCUCACGUCCUGUCAAGCGUAUCAGAUUCUUGGGACUCUUUGACACCGUCAACAGCGUCCCCCGGUUCGAGAAUGCUUGGAUGCAACGUUCAAAGUUCCCGUAUACAGCAAGGUCGAGCGCCAAGGUCAUCAGACACGCUGUGGCGAUCAAUGAGCGGCGCGCGAAGUUCCGACAAGACCUAAUAUCAGGGGCAAAGCUAUCCGAAGAAAAGCACCAUCAUCACUUCUGGCCUCACAGAACCUAUGGCGGUGUCACGCUCACUCAUACAGACACAGGAGAGCGAUCUCAGAAUGAGACCUCUGAUACACCUCAGAUGAAGCCCCAGACUACGGCUGAACCUGAGGCUCAGGUACCCUACAUAACGGUGGAUGCCGCUUCUCCCCCACUCGAACCCUCCGCCCGACCUCCAGUCAAGUCGCAGGAUUCGCACCACAGUCGCCUGAGCUUAGCUCAGCCGGUCAUGAAUCCGUCUUUGGAAGACAUUAGAGGUCGAAAUUUUAGCAUCGCUGGACCUAUAGACACACAAUCGCUAGAGGGGCUGAGAGAUCACUCUCAAGCGUCAUACCGAUCUCACCGAGCGUCGCAACAACGGCAAUUCUCCGGUCAGAAUAAAAAGCAACAUAUCGAGGAAGUUUGGUUUGCAGUAUGGAUGGUCCACGCUGCGAGCAUGGCUGGCCUGGAAUUCGACCGCUACAAGAUGGCAAAGCUCAACUGCUGUCCAGAUGACUUGGACGAUGAUGGUGAUGAAGACCACGAGAAGAAGCAUAAACACUUCCACGAUGCAAUCCGUGAAAGCGGCUGCAGAGGCUUCAUGCAUGAUUGUCUGCAAUUUGGUGGCGGCUUGCCCCGUAUGUCUGUUCUCACAUGGAUGCUCAUGGAAUACCUUCCUUUUAGGCGAAUGGAUUUGAGGCCUGAUGGAUCGUGGAAGCCGAUCCGUUGGCCUCUUCCUGCCGGCGAAACACGAGACAUCCCAGAUGAUGCCAAGAUCCACAACAGUGUCAUCAAACGAAUGCAGGAGGAUGAAAACUAUCGGCCCGGAAACCUGAUCAUAGGAGGAGGGGGGAGAGGAGUAAAGAAGGCAGGUAAGGAAUAUGGCAUUGGUCAGUGGAAGGUCAGCGGCCAUGAAGGAGAUCCAAUUCGGGAGGUAUAUGUCAGAAUGAAGCCGACAAACGGGAAGACUGAAUGA
This is a messenger RNA of Endocarpon pusillum Z07020, 1725 nucleotides long. RefSeq lists its product as uncharacterized. The transcript has 3 exons. NCBI's taxonomy places the organism in Eukaryota, Fungi, Ascomycota, Eurotiomycetes, Verrucariales, Verrucariaceae. The record is from RefSeq and is a predicted model, not a curated record. The coding region runs from base 1 to 1725 and encodes 574 amino acids.